AUGACACGAACAGAGCCAAUCGCUAUCAUCGGCACAGGCUGCCGAUUCCCUGGGUCGGCCACCUCGCCCUCUCGACUCUGGGAACUACUGGAAAAUCCGCGCGAUGUCGCCUCCAAGCCUCCUACUGACCGAUUCAACGCGGACGCCUACUACCAAGCUGGCAAGGCCCGGCCUGGCAUGCUGGUUGCUCCCGAGGCCUACUUUCUCCAAGAGGAUAUCCGAACGUUUGAUGCUCCCUUCUUCAAGGUCUCCCCUGCGGAGGCCGCAUCAAUGGACCCUCAGCAGCGACUGCUCAUGGAAGUAGUAUACGAAUCUCUCGAAAGGGCCGGGCUGCCACUGCAACAUCUGCAGGGCUCAUCCACGGGAGUUUAUUGUGGCUCCAUGAGCAAUGAUUAUCAAGCCCUUCUUAAUGCAGAUCUAAAUCUGCUGCGCCCUUUCUCAGUCACAGGUACAACACCCUCGAUUCUUGCCAAUCGGAUCUCAUACUUUUUCGAUUGGCAUGGGCCCUCAUUUGUUCUUGACACGGCAUGCUCCUCCAGCUUAGUAGCACUGCACCUGGCGGCAGAGGCUUUACACAAUGGUGACUGUACACUCGCAGUUGUCGUGGGCAGCAACCUGAUUCUUUCCCCAGAUCCAUUUAUUGGGGAGUCCCAGAUGCAAAUGCUGUCACCUACAGGGCGCUGUCGUAUGUGGGAUGCCCAUGCGGAUGGCUAUGCUCGAGGCGAAGGGGUGGCCGCGCUCGUGCUGAAGCGCCUGCAGGAUGCAGUUGCUGACGGUGACCCAAUUGAAUGUGUCAUCCGCUCUACUGGUGUGAACUCUGACGGACGUACUGAGGCACUAACCCUGCCGAAUGGUGAAGCGCAGCGGGAUCUCAUUCGCUCAACAUAUGCGCGCGCUGGUCUCAACCCCCUUCGCCGGGAAGACCGCUGCCAAUUUUUCGAAGCCCAUGGGACAGGAACACUCGCGGGUGAUCCACAAGAAGCAUUUGGGAUUACCUCUGCUUUCUUUGACGAUGGCUCCCCGCCUGACGACGUUAUAUAUGUGGGCUCCAUUAAAAGCGUUGCAGGCCAUGCGGAAGGCACAGCAGGAAUUGCAGGGGUUCUCAAAGCAUCACUCGCAAUCCAACAUGGUGUUAUACCGCCUAACCUACUCUUCAACGAACUCAGCCCCCUAGUGGCUCCAUACACCACUCAUCUUCAAGUCCCAACCCAAGCACUUCCCUGGCCAGAUCUUCCAUCCGGGUCUCCACGACGGGUUUCGGUCAACUCAUUCGGGUUCGGGGGUGCCAACGCGCACGUUAUUCUGGAGAGCUUUAGCGGGGCUUCAUCAUCAUCAUUAUCAUCAGGUUGCGAGCUUGUAACACCGGAAAUACUCCCAUUCGUGUUUUCAGCUGCAUCUGAAGCCUCGCUCACCGCGGUCCUACGAGAUUACGUCAGGUAUUUGGAGGAGCAUCCUAGAGUGAACUUACUGGAGCUAGCCGCUUCUCUCCUCAAGAAGCGAUCGACCUUGAGUCAUCGCCUAUUUCUUACUGCAGGCACCAAUGAGAGGCUUCGGGAGGUCCUAAACAGUGAGGUGCAGCGGCGCUCUGCUGAUACUUCCUCAACCAUUACACGACGACUCACUCCUGGGCCAAAGAAGAUAUUAGGUGUUUUUACGGGUCAAGGCGCACAAUGGCCACAAAUGGGCCUAGAUGUUAUCUCUCAAUGCUCGCAAGCUCAAGUUUGGAUGAAGGAGCUACAGCAGGCCCUGGAUACUCUUCCGGUAGAGUACAAACCUACUUUUAGUCUUCUAGAUGAACUGUCUGCUCCUGAUACAACCUCUCGGCUCAACUCAGCGGCAGUUUCGCUACCAGUGCGUACAGCGCUGCAAAUUAUCCAGGUCAACAUUCUGUGGUCACUUGGGAUAGAAUUCGCGGCAGUUGUCGGGCACUCAUCCGGUGAGAUCGGUGCAGCAUAUGCGGCACGUCGGCUGACCCUAAGAGACGCUAUUCGAAUCGCCUAUUUACGAGGAGUGGCAGCACAACAUGCUGGCUCUCAGGGAAAGUCUGGUGCUAUGCUAGCAGUUAGUGCACCUUGGGAUCAGGCAGAGGCCAUGUGUAGUGACGCGGCCCAAUCAGGCACUAUUACCGUGGCUGCCUUCAAUUCUCCUACCAGUGUCACUUUCUCAGGCGACAGUGACCUGAUCACUGAGUUGGAAUGGGUCAUAGAGAGCCUCGGCUAUUCAGCACGGCGUUUGCGUGUGGAUACAGCCUAUCACUCUAGCCAUAUGAUCCCUUGUGCUGAUCCAUAUGUCCAAUCCAUGAAGCAAUGCCAGAUCCAGGCACGCCAAGGCUUCUCUGGCACCAAGUGGUUUUCCAGUGUUUUCGAGGACCAAGUCAUGGAUAACCUUGACAUCCAAUACUGGAGUGAUAAUAUGCUUCGCCCUGUGCUCUUCUCUCAGGCAUUGUCAGCUGCUAUAAGAGAUCUCCCCGAGAUGGAUGCCAUUGUAGAGGUGGGACCCCAUGCUGCUCUUCAGGGACCCACCAAGCAAACGCUGUCGUCCAUAAAGCCUGACGAAGCCGAUGUUCCUUACUUUGGAAUGGCUAAUCGCAAGUUUGGUGGUAUCGAAGCCUUGGCACUCGCGGUGGGCUCGUUCUGGGCGAACCUAGGAACCGAAACUCUGGAUGUAUCAUCGUACACCCGGCUCUUUUCGCCGUCUAUGAAGUUGAACUAUCUUGUCGAUCUUCCCACAUAUCCAUGGGACCAUAGCCAAAGGUACUGGGCCGUUCCACGUCUAUCGAGCACGCGCAUCAAUCGUCGACAUCCCAUCCACCCCCUCCUUGGCGCCCUUACCCCUGAAACUGGCGACGCAGAGUGGCGCUGGCGUAACUUCUUGCGGGUGCAGGACUUAGAAUGGAUGGACGGGCACCAAGUGCAAUCCCAAGUUGUGUUUCCCGCUACAGGGUAUCUUGUCAUGGCUCUAGAGGCGGCCCGCAUUGUUGCAGACGAGCGGCUGCUCCAAGUUGUUGAGAUACGUGAGCUUGUCAUUGAUCGCGCGAUCACCGUACCUGAUAACUCCUCUGGCGUUGAGACGCUGUUUACCUUCUAUCGAACGGAUAACAAUGGCCACAAAGUAACCGGUGUGUUCACCUGCCAAUCGAGCCUCAAUGAUGAUGUCUUCCAUUGUUGUGCAUCCGGUCGCCUAGAGAUGACGUUUGGCGAGCCAGAUGCAACACUCUUGCCGUCAUUGGGUCCGACACCCCCAGGAUUGCGCCCUGUGGAUUCAGAUGAGUUCUACCAGCAAUUAGAUGGCCUGGGGUAUGGCUACUCGGGUAUAUUUCGCACCCUUCAAAACAUUUGGCGUCGAAAGGACCUUGCGAAUGCCAAGAUACCAGUCUUCGAUGCUGGGUCAGCGCUUCUAAUUCAUCCUGCCACGUUGGACACUGGCCUCCAGGCCAUAAUGGCGGCGAUGGGGGAUCCUAACGACGGCCAAUUAUCCAGGCUAUAUCUCCCCACUAGAAUCGCGAGCACAAUAUUUAACCCUUCUUUCUACCGAGUCAGCAGCGGGCAAACUCUCCGUGGCCCGUACGAAGUAGCGGCCACGGUGUCCUGGACCGAUAGCUCAGGAAUACGCGGUGAUAUCGAUCUGUUCGAUAAUGAGGGUCAUGGACUAGUCCAAAUAGAGGGUGUUGAAAUCGCUCCCCUCGCCCAGCCCAGUUUGGACGAAAUCACGACAUUUGCAGAACGGAAGUGGGGUCCUUUGCUGCCCAACGCGACGCUUUCCAGGCCCCCUAGUCUCCCAGGCUGCUACGACGAGAUGAAUCGCCUAGCUCUGCUUUACCUGAGGGACACGCAACAUCAGCUAACAGCUGAGGAUCGGCAACGGCUGGAUUGGCUCCGAGGCCGUUAUGUAGCCUGGAUGGAUAUGAUGUUAUCCAGGGUGCAGGCUGGUACCCAUCCCCACUAUCCUGCCGAAUGGCUCAAGGGUGAUUACACUCCUUCCAUCUCAGCAAGUCAGAGACAAGCCAUCAAAUACCACCUGGCGGUCUUAGAAGUUACAGGUCCAAAACUCAUAGGGUGGCUGCGUGGCCAAGCCAACAUAAUGGAAGAGCUACGCCGCGAUGAUCUUCUGACUCGAUUCUAUCAGGAUUACGCGGUUCGGAUGAUGACUUGCAGUCUUGCGGAUGUCGUAAGUCAAUUGGCCUUCCGAUACCCUCGCAUGAAAAUUCUUGAGGUUGGGGCUGGAACAGGCUCAGCGACACGAGAAGUGCUCGCCCGAAUUGGACGGGACUAUCAUUCAUACACCUUCACCGACAUCUCAGCGGCCUUUUUCGAAGAAGCCCAAGGCGCUUUUGAGACACAUAAUGAUCGGUUCAUAUACCAGGUGUUAGAUCUAGAGCGGGAUCCGACAGAACAGGGCUUUGCCGAGCAUGCGUAUGAUUUGGUCAUUGCGAGCAACGUACUGCACGCUACCCGUUCCUUAACUAAUACCAUGACCCAUGUUCGUCGGUUACUAAAACCCGGUGGACGAGUCGCUGUGCUUGAGAUAACCAACACCGAAGAUGUUGCCGUGUCGGCCGUUUUUGGCGCGUUUGAGGGAUGGUGGUUAGGAGAACAUGACGGUCGCCCCUGGGGGCCCAUGGUCUCCAGUGACACCUGGGAUCAAGUGCUGCAAAAUGCAGGCUUCGGUGGGCUCGAAACUGUAUCACCUCCAGAUGUAAUGGCUCAGACAGCGCUUGCGAUCUUUAGCGCUCAGGCCGUUGACGGCCACAUUUCGAAGUUGCAGUAUCCAUUGUCGGUGCCCGCCACGGGACAGUACUCGGAUCUCAUCUUAGUCGGAGGUUCCUGUGCCCAUACAGAACGUUUAGUCACACAGGUCCGGGAUCUUGUGGCCCCUUUUUUUGCUCGAAUCAGCCAUGCGGUUACUCUUGAAGCCUUCAUCCCUCCGCCCGAUGCAUCAAAGGCGGUCGUUUUGGUUUUGUCCGACAUGGAUAGUCCCUGCCUCCAAGGGGUUACCGCAGAACGUCUCCACGGUCUGCAGGCACUGUUCGGGACUGCAAGGAAGAUUCUCUGGACUGCGACUGGAAAUCCUGGCGAGCAGCCGUAUCAGGCCAUGACUAAAGGCCUUCUACGCACUUUAUCGAGCGAAAAUUCACACGCUCUACUCCAGCACCUCACCAUCAGUGACCUGGAUUCUAUUGACACUAGUAUCCUAGCCACUACACUCAUGCGACUUGUUCACACGGAUGUCUACAGCGAUUAUAGCCUUGCAGACUGCACGGAGAAUCCGGAAUGGGAACUCCGGCUAGAAAACGGGAUAAUGAUGAUCCCUCGGGUGCUGCCCAGCCGUACGAUGAAUCGACGACUCUUCAGUAAUCGUGGGUUUUCUAGUAUGGACCAUGUCGAGCCCCAUUCGGUUCCUGUCAACGUUAUUCCUGAGAAGGCGAGCCUUACCCUCGUCUCAUUGCCACAGCGAGCCCUGGCAGACCAGAAUUCAAAUCAGCAGAGCAAGGAUAUUCUUUUUAUUCAGGUUCAUUAUGCCACUCUUUCCGCUAUCCAUGUCCAGUCUGCUGGCUUUCUACACAUUGUCUUGGGGCGAGAGCAGAAGACUCGCAAGCGUGUUAUAGCGCUGUCUGUCAAUCAUGGCUCGGUCGUUUCUACACCAGCAUCCUGGUGCUUAACGGCUCCCAGCUGGCUCUCUGAGGAACAUGACGCAGCAUUCUUGCACGAAGUAGCUACGGCCAUGGUUGCCCGUCACCUGGUAAACACAACACCAGCCAAUACUGUUCUUCUUGUUGAUGAAGCUGCCACCUCUCUUCAACAAGCAGUGGCCGUCAUGGCUUCCACGAAAGGGAUCAAAGUACGCUUUAUUAAAAGCACUGAGGUCAGCCGAAGAAGCCCAACCACGAUUAUCAUACCACCACGUAGCUCAUCGCGAGCGAUAUCGCGCCUGUUGCCUGAUGGGGUCUCGGUUUUUACCAGUUUCAGACUCCAAACAGACAGCACCCUCGCUCGAAUCAAGUCUUUACUGCCUCCCGCAGUAGCGACCUACGGCUUACAUACGUUCUACGGCAACUCUUCGGUCUCAAACCUAGAGGGUAAAGGUGAUUCCUGUGCAGAUAUAUUGGCAACGUCCUGUCUGUUUGCAGAACAGCAAGGAGGCUCGCAAAAUACUGUUGCCACGAUUACUCCCGGUGACAUCCAGUCAUACUCACUCAGCAGUGAUCCCUCCAUCAUUGUCAACUGGCUGCAUUCGGGGCCAGUUUUGACAUAUCCCCUACCGGCUAGUUCUCUUGUAAACUUGAAUGCCUACAAGACAUAUCUGUUAGUCGGAAUGACCGGUGAUCUUGGACGAUCAGUUUGCCAAUGGAUGAUCACCCGCGGCGCUCGAUGCUUGGUUCUUACCAGUCGAUCCCCAAGCGUUGAUCCUCGAUGGCUCGAGGAGAUGUCGGCCCUUGGUGCUCGAGUCAUUGUCAUGACCAUGGACGUUACGGAUCGUACCUCGGUCCUGCGCGUACACAAUCACAUUCAAGCAGACCUUCCCCCAAUUGGUGGAAUUGUAAAUGCUGCGAUGGUCCUUCAAGAUGGCGCUUUUGCGAAAGCGACCCUAGAUGAUGUGACCACUGUUUUGAAACCCAAAGUCGAUGGGAGCAAAAUACUGGAUGAGCUCUAUCAAGAGGACGACUUAGAUUUCUUCAUCCUGAUGGGCUCUAUUGCCGGUAUCAUAGGUAAUUUUAACCAAUCGAUCUAUGCCGCCAGUUCGGUAUUUGUGGAGGAGCUUGUUCUUCAGCGACGACUCCGCGGUCAAGUUGGCAGCGUUGUCCAUCCAGGUGAAGUGCACGGCGUCGGGUAUGUAGCCCGCAUGGGAUCGCAGAUGAGAGAGAAUCUUGUCAGAAUUAUCGGGAAAUCGGUCAUAUCCGAGCGUGACCUAUUGGAGCAGUUCUCAGAAGCUAUCCUGGCCGGCCGUCCCGACUCUGGCCGUGAUCCGGUCAUCAUAGCUGGUAUUCCUAUGGCUGACCCCGAGGUAUAUCCCGACGUGAUAUGGUACAAGAACCCCGUUCUAUGGCCCUACGUCCACCACUUCCGGCAGUCGGAGACCCUGGGAAGCAAUCAGGAUCAUAUUCCCACUAAAACCCAGCUGCAGUCGGCAGCGAGCUUGACCGAAGCGGCCGAUAUCAUUGCCACAGGAUUUUCCGAGAAGGUUCGGCGCAAGCUACAAUUGCCUCUGGAUUCAGAUUUACCUGGUUCGACCCUACUGUCCGAUGUCGGUGUGGACUCGCUCAUUGCAGUCGAUCUACGAGUCUGGUUUACCAAAGAGCUGGGGGUAGAUGUGCCGGUACUAAAGCUGCUGGGAGGGCUGUCCAUCGAUACCAUAGCGCGCGAUGCAGCUGAACUGCUGGACCCAGCGCUCCUGCCGCAGGUGCGGGCAUAA
Molecule: messenger RNA, 7410 nt
Organism: Aspergillus luchuensis
Lineage: Eukaryota; Fungi; Ascomycota; Eurotiomycetes; Eurotiales; Aspergillaceae
Product: type I iterative PKS
Exons: 2
Coding region: 1-7410 (2469 amino acids)
Biological process (GO): fatty acid biosynthetic process; secondary metabolite biosynthetic process
Molecular function (GO): fatty acid synthase activity; phosphopantetheine binding; 3-oxoacyl-[acyl-carrier-protein] synthase activity
Source: RefSeq, a predicted model, not a curated record